AUGUCAAAAUAUAAAGCAAAAGGUGCCGUUCGCACAUUAAAAAAUUACACUAAAGGAUAUUCAGAUAUCCAAGCCAAGGUUAGAUCUGCAACUUCGAACGAUCCAUGGGGUCCAAAUAGUACAUUAAUGGCUGAAAUUGCUCAAGCUACAUUUAAUCAGUACGCUCUUUUUUCUUUUUCUUAA
Entrophospora candida is the source of this 183-nucleotide messenger RNA. NCBI's taxonomy places the organism in Eukaryota, Fungi, Glomeromycota, Glomeromycetes, Entrophosporales, Entrophosporaceae. The record is from the annotation of a GenBank genome assembly.